AUGACAUCGACUGACACAUAUCAGUUAAAAUGGCAUUCUCACAGCUCCCAUUUAAAUGGUUCCGUAGCAUCGUUGCUACGCUCAGAGCGAUUUACGGAUGUGGUCCUUUGCACUAUGGAUGGGUCUCAGAUACCGGCCCACAAGUUCAUCCUCAGUUCAUGCAGCGUCUACUUCAGCGGUCUUUUCGAAGGACAACGUUCUCUGACGCGUAUGGGGGGAAUACUAUACGUAGUACUGCCGUCGGAGAUAUCCACAAAAGUCUUGAAGAUUCUCGUAGAGUACAUGUACAAAGGUGAAACCACAGUCUCUAAUGAAGUGUUAGACAUAGUAUUAAAAGCAGGAGAAGUGCUCAAAAUUAGGGGGUUAUUGCGUCAGACAGAUGAGAUUGGAGGUGAUUCUACACCUGCUGAGAAGACCACUACUAGCCCAUCAUCUGCAAAGUUGGUUGUAGCUAGGAUUGUAAAAAGUAAUGUUGUAGAAAAGAAAUAUGGAAAGAAACAAAAGAUGGAGACUUCGGAAGAAGUUGAGGAUGAUGAUGCCGGCUCUGUUAGUUCAAAAAAAUCAAGUCAAAGUAACUCGGCUGUGGAAGUCCAUGUAAAAGAAGAGCCAGAAUGGGAUGCAAGCAGCAUUAAGGAAGAAGAGAGAUCCAUCGCAGAGAUGUUCCAAGCCGAGAUGAGUGUCAAGUCGGAGCCAUGUGAUGAUGUAGAAGUUGAAGAAGAGGGACUGCUCUACAGUCCAUUGUCAUGUGAGCUAUGCGCUGAAGUGUUCUCGGUGCCGGCUGCAUGGGUCAGGCAUGUGCAGCAUCAUGCGGACCAAGAUGAUCAUCAUGCUCGGAAGAGAAAACGGAGAUCAGAUAGCGACGACACAGAAGAAACGACAGCUUUACUCCGCUGUGACCUUUGUCAGAAACAUUUCCCGAACCCAGCGGAAUGGGUGAGACACGUACAAAGCUCGCACACGGAGACAGAAUUGGCCUUAUCAAACAACAGUGAACCACCAAAACGUCACAAUUGUUUCACAGACGGCGAGCAAAGCAAGAAAUGCGAACAAUGCAACAGGAACUUCCCGUCGCAUGCCUCCAUGCUCAUACACUUGCGCACGCACACGGAUAGAUUGAAGAUACUGGAAAAGCUUUUACCUGAUCCUAAUGAAGUCAAUCAACAUAAUGUUUUGGAAGUGAAACACGAACUCAUCAAAAUAGAAAAGACCCAAGCGAGACAGAAGAAGGUAGGAAGAAAGAAACCACUGAAGUGGCCCGAAAAGAAUGCAAGGGCUGCAAAGCCCAGAAGAAGAGAGUGCAAACAAUGUAUGAAUGUCAGCAAUGUGAAGGUUCUCCAGGCUUCUGUACAAAAUGUUUUUGUCGGGCACACUCCUAAGUUUUUGUAG
Pieris macdunnoughi is the source of this 1386-nucleotide messenger RNA. NCBI's taxonomy places the organism in Eukaryota, Metazoa, Arthropoda, Insecta, Lepidoptera, Pieridae. The record is from the annotation of a GenBank genome assembly.